UAACUGAUUUGGCCAUACUGAUUGGCUUCUUUUAUUCAAAUUUUGUAACGAUACUUUGACAAGGAGUAAUUGGGGUCUUCUUAUUUUUGAUUUCUACAUUUUGCAAAAAAAUUUUCUCGACCCUCUAUACAAACGUGAAAAUAUGGUGAGGACAAAAGCGGACAGAGUUCCUAGGAAAGCUAUUGGUGGAAAAGUAACUGCAAAAAAGAGUGCACCUGUAAAAAUCAAUACUCCUAAAAAGAGUACUGGCAGCAAAGGAGCAAAAAAACAAUCUGGCGGGAACCCUUACCAUCCAAGGGAAACACCAAAAUGGCAAAAAUCUAUUACUUGCUUUAUAAGUAAGUCUGAGACAACUUCUGAGGCAACUGCAAGCGAAACUUCAUCGUCAAACUUCAUCGAGAACUUUGAAGAUCAGAAGGAUGAGAAGAAUGAUAUCAAAGAAAAUAUAGAAGAUGAUGAUGAUGAUGAUGAGUCUGAUUGACAGUCUCGUCAUUCAAUUUUGUAUUUUCAUACUCUAACUGAUUAGUUAUUUAUUUGUAACUUUUAUUUAUCAGAACUAGAUCAUUGUUACUUUUUUUAUCACGUAUUUAAUUAAGAUUUCAUAUAAAUUUUUAUCAUUGUUUUAAAGAAAAAUAGGAAGAUUGUACAUUCUGUUAUGAUAACAUGAUAAUUUGAGGUAAAUUAAUAAAACAACCAUUGUUUAAUUUAGUGAGCAAUUAUAAAUGUGAUAAGAAAUAAUUGCACAUAGGUUACUAUUAUAAAAAUGAUCUAAAAAAAAAUUGUGUUAAACUAUAAUAAUUUAUUUGGCAUAAUUUUUGUACCAAAUAAAUUAUAAUUUAUAAUAUGUGGGUGAGAAAAUAUUUCAUUUGGAAGAUAAAUCAAUGUUAUUCAGUUGUGUGUAUAAGUAUAUAAAAUAACUAUAGAUAAUAAAUUAGUAUAUUUUUAUAUGUA
Odontomachus brunneus is the source of this 951-nucleotide messenger RNA. RefSeq names its product PCNA-associated factor-like. Lineage: Eukaryota; Metazoa; Arthropoda; Insecta; Hymenoptera; Formicidae. The transcript is spliced from 4 exons. Gene Ontology annotation, cellular component: nucleus. Gene Ontology annotation, molecular function: chromatin binding. The record is from RefSeq and is a predicted model, not a curated record. The coding region runs from base 143 to 481 and encodes 112 amino acids. Gene Ontology annotation, biological process: translesion synthesis; regulation of cell cycle.